UGCGGCGCUGUCGGGGGAGACUAAGCGACGUCUGUAUUUGCGGAGAUCGCUCUGCGGCGGCGGCGGCGGCGGCGUUUGCUCAAUCCGAAGCUCGAUCCACAGCGGCUCCAGCGCCUGGAGAGCCGGCCUGUCCCGGCCCGAUGUGUUGCCGGGGCAGCGAGCGGGACCUGCAGAGUUCGGCUCGGCGGAUGGGCGCCUCGCUGCUGCUGCAGCUGUCGGCCCACGAGCGGGAGCUCGACCUUGUCUUCCUGGACCACAGCUACGCCAAGCCGUGGAGCGCGCACCCCGAGGCCAGCGACGCGCGGCCGGCCCGCCUGCUCUUCGUCACCCCGCGCAGGCAGCAGGAGCACAGCAGUGACUGUGAGGUGUCUGUCGAUGUGGAGACGGUGGUUCCAACACCAACCCCUCUUUAUGACAACCAGAAGGCUCGGAGUGUGAUGAACGAGUGUGAGCGGCACGUUAUCUUCGCGAGGUCGGAUACGGAUGCCCCUUUGCCGCCUGAUGACUGGGAGGACCACAUGAACAGGUUGGGCUGGACUGCUGCUCAGAACAAGCUAUUCAACAAAAUUGUGAAGGCGCUGUACUCAGACCGGUUGGCAAGACUGGCAAAUGAGGGGGCCAGCAACGAGCCGGUGCUGAGGAGGAUCACGGUGGACAAGUGCGCUCGCCGAAUCCGCCAGGCCCUCGCCAGCCUGAACUGGGAUACCAAGUUAACGCAGUGGCUGCACACGACGCUGGUGGAGACCCUGAGCCUUCCAAUGCUGGCCGCCUAUUUGGACGUCCUUCAGACUCUGAAGUGCAAGCUCCCAACGCUGAUCGACAAGAUGAUCAUCUCUUCUACGGCGAAGUCUGGGGCUGCUGGAGCUGAAGCCUUGCCCUUGCUGCUGAAGCGGCCGUGGGACCCUGCGGUUGGCGUCCUGUCCCAUAACAAACCCAGUAAGAUCCCAGGGUCCCCACUGCUGCUCAUCGCUCCCAGUGGCCCCAUAAAUAGCAUGACGUCUACCUCGCGCAGGAAUCGUUUCUGGUUAUCCCAGCUGUCCUGCUUGGGAAAGGUUAUCCCAGUCACCGUGCACAUUGCGAACGGUGGCUCAGGGGUGAGCGUAUCACAGUACCUGGAGCAUAUGAUCGGGGCUGUUCGAGCAAAGAUCCUGGAGCUACAGACUCACUUUCCAAGCAGACCGAUUGUACUGAUGGGUUGGAAUGUCGCGGCUCUCGUUGCUUGCCACGUUUCUGUGAUGGAGUUUGUAUCGGCUGUUGUCUGCCUUGGAUUUCCUCUUCUCACUGUGGAAGGACCCAGAGGGGAUGUUGAUGACCCACUGCUGGAUAUGAAGACCCCUGUACUGUUUGUGAUCGGGCAAAAUUCAGUCCAGUGCAGCACAGAUGCUAUUGAGGAUUUCAGGGAGAAGCUCCGAGUUGAAAACAGCUUGGUGAUUGUUGGGGGUGCCGACGAUAAUCUCAGGAUCAGCAAAGCAAAGAAGAAGCUGGAGGGUCUGACACAGAGCAUGGUGGACAGGUGUAUCCAGGAUGAAAUUGGUGACUUCCUCACUGGUAUCCUGACCAAGAGUGAGACACAAGCAGGGAUUGAAGCCAAGGAGGUUGACAUGGAGAAGAGAAAGCGAUCUCGGGAUGCACGUAGGGACUUGGCCUUUGAGCUUUCAGAGCGAAACAGCCGACCUGUGUCACCGUUCAGCCGAGUCCCAGCCUCUCCCUCAGGCUCUGAGGGCACGUCGAGUGUGUCGAGCAGCCCCACAUCCAGCCCAAAGACGAAGAGUUCAUCCUUGUCGCCUGCCCAGAAGGCCAGCCUGAUCACAGCCACUGCCACGGCCGCCAGCCAGUCUCCCAGCCUUUCCGCACAGUUCUCUCACAUCCUUAAACAGCACAUGCAGAAGACGGGGACUGUGCUGACCCAGAAGCAAGCUCAAGCUCAGUUUGCUGCUUUCCUGAAGCAGAAUAUGUUGGUGAAGAAGAAUCUGAGUGUAGGCAACUCAUCCUGUGUCUUUGUUCCGGUGUCCUCGGACCAACAGGAUACAGCGGAGAAGGAUGACGCAAAGGCACAGCUGAAGCGGAGGCAGCCUUCAAGCCCAACUCAAGUCGUCUCCAAGCCCGCCAAACGUGCCAAGAUCAAGGUCACCAUUCUGUCCCACGGCGAUGCGUCUGCAGCUGCAUCCAUGCCUUACGCUGGAGCCAAGGAGGGUGGUGUCCCAAAGCCCCUGACGUUAUCCGUCAGUCAGCCGGGAUCUGUCACCAAGGAGCUGACUGGGUUGCUCACGAGUCAAAGAUCAGCCUCUGUGGACUCAUUCUCCACUUGCCCCAGUACACUCUCCUCAACUGCCCUGACCAGUAACACAACAGCCAGUGCCUUUCACAGCAUUCAGGCCCGGAUGUCGUCAGCCCCUGGCUCUACCGCACCAUCGCAGCCUCACCUGGGACCUGCCACAGCAGGGACGCCGUCGGCCAGCUGCCUCCUCCAGGGACUCAGCUUUAGCCUCCAGGACAUGGGAACAAAGACCACCAGUUUGAGCUCCACCACCUCAACUCAGGCCCAAACCGUGAAGAGCGCGAGCUCGGCUCUGGGAGCCGUCACCACCACAAACCCCGUUGUCCGCACGGUCAGUGCCUCAACGGCUUCGGGGACUCUGACCGGCAAACCUACUUCCAUCCAGCACCUGCUGAGCAAUGGUGGACUGGCCAAGCUGACUGGCAGCUCGGCUGGCCUGACAGGGGUGAAGCCUCCGACCACCAUCACUGUGACCCUGAGGACGCAGGCGGGCCGCGUGUCCACCCUGGGCCAGCCCUGUACCACAGGCAGCCUCGGCCUCGAGGGGAUGGAGCCUGAGAUCAGGGGUUCAGAGGCCCAGACGCAGCAGUGCUCAGACCCUCUGCUCCCAGUCCCAAGACCCCAAUGUAUCAGCACUGUUGACCAGACCAAAGUAAUCGCGGCACGAGACGCAAGCAAAACUCAGUCCCCUGCGGAAUCAAGUUCAAAUCCCCAGAGUUUAUGCUCAGCUGUAGUUACGACAAGUCCAACAAAGACUCUUUACGUGAUGUCCGAUGCUAAGAUGUCUGCUCUCACGAAAUCUAUCAUCACUCCUCUGGAAAUCUCACCUCAAAGAUCUCUGGGGACUCCACCUUUGAACGCGGCGAGUCCAAUGCUGAACCCCUCCAUCAGCAGCUCCAGUAUGAUGCUCUCCAAAGCAGGACCCGUCCUCCGGAGCUCCUCCAGCAGCACCAACUUAACACUGGGCAAGAGUGAAGUGAAACCUGCCUCUGGAGGGGAACGAUUCAGCCUGACAAAGAGCCAAGGCUCGGUGGCUGCAAGUACAGAGACCGUGGGUAAAGUGCCCUCUGUGAUGGACCAAGGUAGCACUAUCAUCCACACCACAGAAACUCCUUGCCUCGUGACCAGUGCACAGCAGUUACCAUGACUCCCACAGAAUAGUGGGAAAUGUACAGAGACAAUGAUUUGCGUAUUCCUUAUUUUUGUAAUAUUUUAUUGCGUACAUCGGACCCUGUAGUAGAUGCUUGUUUUGUUGACUCCAGCUCUCACUCGAUCAUCCCUGCAAGAGGGGCCAAAUGAGAUUUCUUUCCUGCUCCCUUCACACCACCAGGGAGUAGAACAAGCAAUCUAAGUUGGAAGGGAGUUGGCAGUAAGCCCCUACAGCACUGACAUUUCUACUGUCGCUAAGAAAUAAACACCAG
Molecule: messenger RNA, 3699 nt
Organism: Hypanus sabinus (Atlantic stingray)
Lineage: Eukaryota; Metazoa; Chordata; Chondrichthyes; Myliobatiformes; Dasyatidae
Gene: kansl3
Product: KAT8 regulatory NSL complex subunit 3
Exons: 22
Coding region: 141-3425 (1094 amino acids)
Biological process (GO): positive regulation of transcription by RNA polymerase II
Cellular component (GO): NSL complex
Source: RefSeq, a predicted model, not a curated record